This is a messenger RNA of Mytilus trossulus (common blue mussel), 798 nucleotides long. RefSeq lists its product as uncharacterized. The coding region runs from base 154 to 672 and encodes 172 amino acids. The record is from RefSeq and is a predicted model, not a curated record. The transcript is spliced from 8 exons. NCBI's taxonomy places the organism in Eukaryota, Metazoa, Mollusca, Bivalvia, Mytilida, Mytilidae.
UGUUUAUAAUCCAAAUUUAGUUAUUGUAUAGCUUCACAAAAGAUGAUAUGUAUAAACUUGAAUGAUCUUUGACAUGAUACUGUGAUAAAUAUAGAUGUCGAAAACUUGUUUUGAUAAAGAAAUUUGACUCGUCAAGACAAUUAAAAAAAAAUCAUGGUAAAGACGACGACAAAUACCUUGCUUCUUUUUGUAUGUUUCGUGGCAGCAAGCGCAAUAUGCAAUUACCCAUGUUUUCGCUUUGAUGUAGGAACUUGGGUUAAGGACAAAGAUACCUUUGUCUUUUCGUGUUCUAAUAUGUCAAUAUUAACAGUAAAUGGUGUGCAUGAAAAGUUGUGUUACGAAAGACGUGGGCCAUUUCUUGUAUCAAGAUCUGGAAAUGCAUACACUUGCAUGAAAUAUAUUGUAAAUAAAAGUACAGCCAAAAUAUCCCUUGUCUAUGCUACAAAAUCAAAGACAUUUACUCAAGAGCCAUCUAUUUGUGACGUUUGUUCAGGAAGAUAUACGCCAUAUAUUUUAGUCGCACAAGGUCAAUUUCCUACCCCGGCACGAUUAGGCUGCAACAGACCAUCACUGUGUGCUAUAAAAGAUGUUUUAAAUGACGAAUCCUGUACCGCUUCUGAACCAGCUAUGGACGAUGAAUUAAUGUGCAACAGCUGUAAAACGCCAGUAUAAAAAUAGUGUUACGGGAUGAACUGGGAUCAGAAAUAGAUGUGAAACAAAAACCGUGUUCGAAAUAAUAGUAACUUUUCAAAAAAAUACAAAUUUAUUUCGCAAAUAAAGAUUUUAAAAACUGCACAA